CGCGGGGCGCUCUGCGUGUUUGGAGUUUGGGUAGUUCGGGCGGUGGAGAACUUGUGGUGAAUUUGUUUGUAGAGGGAUGUGCGAGGUCGAAGUGGUUACUUGUCCAACACAAGGCACCUAACAUCAUUUAUUCAGUUCAAGCUAGAUUUGCAGCCCUGAUCGAACCAUUUUCGUCUGAGAGUAACUCAAGCAGAGGUGAGACAUGCUGUAGCCAGAGCGCAGUGUCAGUGACGCAGGCAGCAGAGACAGCUGGUGCCAGUGCGUGAUCUUUGCUCACGCUGACUCAGACUGAGUGUGCAACAGCCAUGGAGCCCGUGAGCAUCCAGCUGCUGGAGAGCAUCGCCAAGGACCGGGAUGCCAGCAGUCUGAUGGCAUCCCUGUUCCAGACAGUCACAAAUGAUAUGAAGAGUUCGCAGCCGGUCUGGGAGGACUUCGCCAGCAAGGCCGGCAAGCUACACACCUGUCUGAAGAACACGCUGGCAGCGGUGACGUCGUUUCUGGACGCCUUCCAGCGAGUGGCGGAUAUGGCAGCUGGCACUAAAGGCGCCUCGAAGGACAUUGGCACAGCCCUGACCCGCAUCUGUCUGAGGCACCGGACGGUUGAGGUUCGGGUCAGAGAGUGCACCAGCACCCUGCUGGACUCGAUGAUUGUACCGCUACAGGAGAAGCUGGAGGACUGGAAAAAGUACACGGCGCAUCUAGAGAGGGAGCACGCCAAAGAGUACCGCCGGCACCGGACCGAGCUCAAGAAGCGCGCCGCGGAGGCGCUCAAGAUGCAGAAGAAGGCGCACAAGCUAAAGACGCCCGAGGCGCGCCGCUCGCUGGACCUGCUACUGACCGAUGUGCAGGACAGAUAUCAGCGUCUGGAGACGUGCGAGCGGGGCUCCGUGGAGGCGGCCCUGGUCGAGGAGCGGCGCCGCUUCUGCCGCUUCGUCACCUGGCUGCUGCCGUUUGUGCGCGGCGAGGUGGCCGCCGCCGAGGAGGUGUUUCGGCUGACGGAGCCGCUGGAUCAGCUGGAGAGCUGUACCGCCGAGCCGUCCGUGCUGCCCCCGUCGGCACUGCAGCUGAUUUCAGACCUGAAACGGUCAGCGGACGGUGCGGCGGAGCCCGGUCCGGGCGGUCCGUCCGGCUCACCGCCGCGCUCGCCGCUCUCACCACGCGCCGCCUCUUCUCUCGGCUCGCGUCAGUCGAGUCUGUGCUCCAUCAGCAGUCUGCAGUCGUCCAGCUCGGGCGGCGGCGGCGGCGCGGCGCCGGCGGCCGCCAGCCGACCCCGCUCGGCCAGCCAGGCGGCGGCCGGCUGGGCGCCCCUGGCCGCGCCCGCCCACCGCGUGGCCAGUGUCUCCUCGCACGACUCUGGAUUCACCUCGCAGGACACGCUGUUUGUGAAGCCGGCCACGCCGCCGCCGCCGGCAGAGCCUGUGUCAGAGACGGACGGCGGCCGGACGUGGGGCGCCUCGCCUCCGCCGCCACCGCCCGAGACGCCGCCACCCCCGCCACCACCGGACAGCGAGGCGCCGCCGCCGCCCCGACAGCGACCGCACACCAUCUCCAGUGGGUUCGUUCGCGGCGGCGUGCUGCAGCGGGCGCCGCUGAGUCCGAGCACGUUCGUACCACAUCCGCCCGCCGCGGCUCCGCCCGUCUCUGGCCGGCCGCCGGUGCCCACCAAAUCGCGCCUCAAGCAGAAGCCGCGCCGUGUGCUGAGCCACUACGCCAGUCCCGCGGAGGUGGUCCUGCCCGACUACCACCAGUCGGCGCCGCACAUGGUGGUGCCCCAGCCCGUGUACGCCAACAUGGCCGAACUGCGAGAGAUGGCGGCACUCAAAGAGGAGGAGUCGACCGCGCCGCCGCCGCCAGAGCGGGCUGCCGCCCCCGCCCCCGCCCCCGCCGCGGUGGCGGCCGCCGCUGUCGCCGCCGCCGCCGCUGCCGCCGCCAACCUACGAAACAGCAGCCUGGCGUCAGGAACACAACAAUGUGAGCGGUCGGAGAGCGAGGGAUCCACCUCGAGCGGCUACGACAGCGUGCACGCCGCCGCCUCGGCCGGACCACCGCCAGAAGCGCUGCCGCCGCCGCCCGAUUUCGUGCUCUACAACUUCUGCGAGGAGCCCGAGGAGACGGCUGGGUCGGAUCGGACGCUGUCGAUGCCAGCGCCGCCAGAUCCGCCGGACGUCCGCCCUGCCCCGGCGGUCGGUACGCUGCGCCGCAGUCGCUCGCAGACCAGCUGCCCGCCGGCGCCGCCGCCUCCGCCCGUGCGCCGCGAGUCAGCGGCCGGGCCGCUGUACUCGCAGCAGCAGCGGCGGCCGCGCUCGCUGGCCGGGCCGGGCGCCGCGCCGCUCUCCAUGCCGCCGACAGCUGCUGCCGAGAGGAGCUCACCGCCGGACAGUCCGGUGACGCUGCGGCGCGCUGCCGCCACCCGCGACCCCUCGUUCCUGCAGUGUCUGUCGGCGCGUCUCAGUGCCGGUAGGGCGUCCGAGCGGGCCUCUGCCCCCGUCCCCGCCCCCGCCGCCGCUGCUCCCGUCCCCGCUGCGUCCGCCCCGGGCCCGGCGCCACCCCGGCCGACCACAGGGGAGGCAGUGACCUCCCCACCGCCCCCGCCGCCGCCUCCACCCCCAUCCCCACCGCCCCCACCCCCGGGUCCCGGCGCGCCGGGCCGCCGGUUAUAGAGCUGCUGUGUAGUCAGUUUUGGGAACAGACCAGAGGUGUACCGCGGGACAGUGGUUCCACGCUGCGCGGUCCGACGGAAAUUGUUCAGAGUGGACGCGUUCUCUAUGUGAUUCUGUGGGUUAGCCGUUCGCCAGUCGUUGUGCAGUGAGUGGGUAGUGUAGUGUUUAGCGCACUGUUGGGGAACCGUGCCUGCGCCAUCCGCCUUCAGUUGGUGGCGAUGCCGCAGCGGGCGGGCGCUGCUACUGUAACAAAGAACUGCCUUUGACCUAGACAGUACUUGGGGAGUCUGAGCGACCAUCACACUGCGCGGACUGGUCAGCGGGGCUCAGCAUUGUGCGUUUGAAUGUAACGCAGCUUACCGUAACGUAACUGACACGUUCUAGCCAGAGGUUGCAAUAGUUGGAAGCGAAGCCAAAGAGAGUCGUGUGCGCGUGGCGAUCACAGGGCCUGCACUGGCCGCAGCACAUUUGUGGGUUACCAUAUUGUACAACACCGCUGCGCGGGACUACCUAGACGAGAGCGCCGCGCGUAGGCUAACACUGCUAGCACGUAUCGCGCCGAGCUGUGUAUUCCAGGGGCGGUUUUGUACGUUGUAUAAAUGUAUACAAAGUCACA
Messenger RNA from Amphibalanus amphitrite, 3276 nucleotides. RefSeq names its product protein MTSS 2-like. Lineage: Eukaryota; Metazoa; Arthropoda; Thecostraca; Balanomorpha; Balanidae. Gene Ontology annotation, cellular component: actin cytoskeleton; cytoplasmic side of plasma membrane. The record is from RefSeq and is a predicted model, not a curated record. Gene Ontology annotation, biological process: plasma membrane organization; cell projection assembly. The transcript has 15 exons. Gene Ontology annotation, molecular function: actin binding; phospholipid binding. The coding region runs from base 306 to 2660 and encodes 784 amino acids.